AUGGGCUGCGAUCAAUGCAAUGAUUCGUCAGAAGAAUCAAGAGGCGAACCUGAAGACCACGAAUAUCAAACCUAUUUACAAUUCGACGAUUCUUACGACCUUCAACCCAGCGAUAUUCCUGAUGCUGACAUCGAGCUACUCCUCGCUCGUAUUGUUGACGUGCGACAACUGUAUGGACAAAUUUCGGAUGGGAACGAAGCCAGGAGAUUGUUUUUUAUCGCACCGAUCCUUGCGACAGUCAGUCGUCUGCUCAAGAACGUCCGCAUAUUAGUCGAAGAAGACGUGGUUGGGAAAAACGUGCUCCUGAAAGGUCGAUUCGAGUUCGUGCUCAAGCGUGGCACCAAGAUAAUUUUACUUGUCGAAGCAAAUCGUGAAGAUAUGCUGCGAGGACUGGUUUAG
This is a messenger RNA of Plasmopara halstedii, 399 nucleotides long. RefSeq lists its product as uncharacterized. NCBI's taxonomy places the organism in Eukaryota, Oomycota, Peronosporomycetes, Peronosporales, Peronosporaceae. Bases 1 to 399 code for a protein of 132 amino acids. The record is from RefSeq and is a predicted model, not a curated record. The transcript has 2 exons.